AUGCCCAAGGUACUACUGACUGGCGGUUCUGGGUUUAUUGCUGCCCACGUCCUCGAGCUUCUGCUCAAAGGGGGUUAUGAGGUGGUGACGACGGUCCGCUCCGAGACCAAGGCCUCUCAAAUUCGCGCCAAAUAUCCCGGCGCGAAACUCUCGGUAGCCAUUGUACCGAACAUCGCAGUACCCAACGCCUUUGACGAGUUGAUAGCCAACACUCCUGGAAUCGACUACGUACAACACACGGCAUCGCCCUUCCAUUUCAAGUUUACGGACGCUCGUACUGAAUUAUUAGACCCGGCAAUCAAUGGCACAAAGGGUAUCUUCCAGGCCAUUGCCAAGUAUGCACCCAGUGUCAAGCGUGUUAUCGUCACCAGCUCCUUCGCUGCUAUCAUGUCCGAGAACAAGAUGAAUGACACUACAAAAGUCUUUAGCGAAUCAGACUGGAACCCAAGCACGUAUGAGGACGGACUUAAGGGACCUCCCCCCACAUCCUACCGUGUAUCGAAGAAGUAUGCCGAAAAGGCAGCAUGGGAUUUCGUCGAGCAGGAAAAGCCCGGAUUUGACGUCGCUACCAUCUGCCCGCCUAUGGUUUUCGGUCCUGUCGCUCACCACCUGGACUCGCUAAAAGACAUCAACACGAGCGAUCAGCGGUUCGUGGACCUGAUCCAGGGCAAGUGGAAGGAGGAGAUCCCAACGUCUGGCGUCUGGUUGUGGGUAGAUGUUAGGGAUGUCGCGCUCGCUCAUAUUAAGGCUAUGGAGGUCCCCGAAGCGGGUGGCCAACGCUUUUUUACCACUGCGGGCUUCUACGAUAAUGUGCAGCUGGCGCGUGCAGUUCGCAAUGGGUUCCCUGAACUAGCUGACAAGUUGCCUGACGACAACGUCAAGCUCGCCCCGGGUGCUGCAAAACCGGCCGCCACCUUUGGUUACGACAACUCACGCGCCAGCAAGGUCCUAGGCAUCGAUUGGAUCCCUGUUGAGAAGACUGCUGUCGAUACUGUCAAGAGCCUGCUGGAGAUCCCUGCUUGA
This is a messenger RNA of Daldinia childiae, 1023 nucleotides long. Its product is annotated as NADPH-dependent aldehyde reductase ARI1. Lineage: Eukaryota; Fungi; Ascomycota; Sordariomycetes; Xylariales; Hypoxylaceae. Gene Ontology annotation, molecular function: oxidoreductase activity, acting on the CH-OH group of donors, NAD or NADP as acceptor. The transcript is spliced from 3 exons. The record is from RefSeq and is a predicted model, not a curated record. Bases 1 to 1023 code for a protein of 340 amino acids.